Molecule: messenger RNA, 1491 nt
Organism: Vicia faba (fava bean)
Lineage: Eukaryota; Viridiplantae; Streptophyta; Magnoliopsida; Fabales; Fabaceae
Source: the annotation of a GenBank genome assembly
AUGAGUUUGAAGCAAAAUUUGGUGAUGAUAAUUGUUUGUACACUUUUGGGUGUAAGUGAAAGGAGCAUGGGGUUGAAGCAUAAUUAUGGAGAAGCAUUGUCAAAAAGCAUAUUGUUCUUUGAAGGGCAAAGGUCAGGGAAAUUACCACCAACACAAAGAAUGAGUUGGAGGAAAGAUUCUGCAUUUGAAGAUGGAUUUCAACUUGAUGAUGAUCGAUUCUUUGAUAAAGUUGACUUAGUUGGAGGUUACUAUGAUGCUGGUGACAACGUAAAAUUCAAUUUCCCAAUGGCAUUUUCAACAACAAUGUUAUCAUGGAGUGUAAUUGAGUUUGGAAAAUUCAUGGGUCCAGAAGAACUUAACAAUGCCCUAGAUGCUAUAGCUUGGGCCACAGAUUAUUUAUUAAAAUCCACAAAUACCCCUGGGUUUGUUUUUGCACAAGUUGGUGAUCCAUUUGGUGAUCAUAAUUGUUGGGAGAGACCUGAAGAUAUGGAUACUCCUAGAACUGCUUUUUUUGUUAGUAGUGACAAUCCUGGCUCUGAAGUUUCUGCUGAAAUUGCAGCUGCACUUGCUUCUUCUUCUAUUGCUUUUAGGAAAUUUGGUCAUAAUGUUGGGUAUUCUCAAAGGCUUCUCCAGAGGGCUAUAACGGUUUUUGAGUUUGCUGAUAAAUACAGAGGUUCAUAUAAUGAUAGUCUUGGUCCUUAUGUAUGCCCAUUCUAUUGUGAUUAUAGUGGCUACCAGGACGAAUUAGUGUGGGGAGCAGCAUGGUUACUGAGGGCUACUAAGAUCCCUAAUUAUUGGAAUUACAUUAAACAAAAUAUUCAUAAUGUGAAAAACUUUGGUGAAUUUGGAUGGGAUUCAAAGGAUGCUGGCAUCAACGUUCUUGUUUCUAAGCUUCUAGUUAAUAAUCCAGCUUCUAAGCCUUUUACUCUCAAUGCUGACAAGUUUAUAUGUGCUGUGUUACCCGAAUCACCCCUGGUUUCAGUCUCAUAUUCUCGAGGUGGGCUUUUAUUCAAGACUAGUGGGAGUAACUUGCAGCAUGCAACAUCAUACUCAUUUCUUUUAUUAGUUUAUGCUGGAUAUUUGAAUCAAGCAAAUAAAAAGAUUGAUUGUGGUGGUGGAGUUAUAGCUUCUUCAACGAGACUUAAAAAACUAGCAAAAAGCCAAGUAGAUUACAUACUAGGAAGCAAUCCAUUGAGUAUGUCAUACAUGGUUGGAUAUGGACAAAAAUUUCCUAAAAGAAUACAUCAUCGUGCAUCAUCAUUGCCUUCCAUAGAUCAACAUCCAAGACCAAUUAAUUGCAAAGGAGGAUCCUCUUAUUUUGAAAACCAAAAUCCUAACCCUAAUUUGCUUUUAGGGGCUGUUGUUGGAGGACCUAAUAUAAAUGAUGAGUAUGUGGAUUCUAGAGCUGAUUUUGUACACUCAGAACCUACAACAUACAUCAAUGCACCUCUUGUGGGUGUUUUGGCUUUUUUCAAAUCGCAUUCUUCAUAA